CCAAAGAUUCUGAAGAAGCGUUCCAUUCGUUGGACAUUUGAUAAACAGGGAUAUUUUUCAAUGCAACAGGCGAUACGACCUCUUUUAGCUUUGGGCCAAAUUCAGAAUCUUAACAUUACCAGCUGAUUAACCGAAAAGAAGCAAAAAGCAAUUUAUUCCUGAAGUUUUACGUAUAACGCUUUCACUACUUUGGUGUUUAAGUGAGUGAAAUCAUUCGCAAACUUGAAUUGGAGUAAAAUUAAUCUAUUCUAUAUCAAGAACGAGCCCAAUGUCAUUUUGAUGGAUGGAUAAAUGGCAGUUCAUUAAUGUCAUCGCGACUUCAGAGAAACCAACAAACGACAUAGUUCAUCGUAAAUACAAGAAUCAAUGUAUCCUUGUGUUAAAUUUCAGCGCGCUUCCUCAAACUUGGAAUGUUUAACACCAGGAGAUAUUUCACAAAGAGAAAAACGAGCGAAUAGUGAAAAUCUAUCUGGCGUCGAAGCUCGGGAAUUUUAUGAAAGUUUGAUGGUCGAAACAGAUAAUUGUACAAACAGCAACAAUAUAAAAGAUAGCUCUGAAAAAACUCUCACUGCGAAAACCUCUGAGAGGUUAAAAAAAGACAAAAAAUUGAAAGAAUGUAAAAAAUCUCAUUCUUUCAACCCUAAGAACACAAAUCAUUUUCUUAAAAUGGCACAAGAAGGGGAUUAUGAUGGACUUCGAAGGAUGAUCGAGGAUGAAAAGAUCAAUAUUGAUACAAAAGAUCAAUUUGGUUGGACAGCUUUGAUGUGUGCAACUGCGAGUGGUCACAAGUCAUGUGUGAGAUUACUACUAGAUUUGGGUGCGGACACUGAAGUGAAAAACAUCAAAGGUCAAACAGCUAUGGAUAUUGGAAACUUAGUAAACAUGCAAGAGGUCUUUUUGGAAACUUCUGAAUUUAGUAAAAGUUCAAGUUGGAAGUCUGCAAAAUUUUCCAAUGAUCAUUUGAACUAUUGUGAUAUUUGCAAGUCGACUUUUCUGGGAUCAAAAAUUAAACAUGAUACAUCGACUUCUCAUUUAUUUAAUUGUCAACACAAGACAAAUAGGACUGUCUAUUACAUUCCUGAAAAUAACAUUGGAUUUAAAUUGAUGAAACAAAAAGGAUGGAACCAAGAGAAAGGUCUUGGUCCCGAAGGUUCAGGUCGAAAAUUCCCAAUAAAGACAAUCCUUAAGCUAGAUCGUGAAGGACUAGGUUGUAAAUCUAAACACAAAGCAAAGGUGACGCACUUCAGUGCUGGAGAUACCAAGGCAGUGGUGACUAAACAACACGAGAGGACUUGUUCAAGGAAAGGGAAAAUUAGCUGGAAACAAAAAUAUAUUAAACAAAAAAAUCACGAGAAACAAUGGGAACAUAACUUGAGAUUGUAUAUGAACACCGAAUAAAAAUUUUCUGUUUCA
Xenia sp. Carnegie-2017 is the source of this 1413-nucleotide messenger RNA. RefSeq names its product G patch domain and ankyrin repeat-containing protein 1-like. Gene Ontology annotation, molecular function: nucleic acid binding; protein binding. The record is from RefSeq and is a predicted model, not a curated record. NCBI's taxonomy places the organism in Eukaryota, Metazoa, Cnidaria, Anthozoa, Malacalcyonacea, Xeniidae. The coding region runs from base 367 to 1398 and encodes 343 amino acids. The transcript is spliced from 2 exons.